UGGGAUUCUGAUAGGUAAAGAUUUGAAUUUUUGUGUGGAACAAGGAUGGAUUAUAGUUUGCCAAUAGCUAGCAGGACCAGACAGGGGCGAGCCCAGUUUUAUGAAGACUGUAUUGUGGAGAAGAAGGAGAAGAUGAAGAAGGGGAGGAAGGAGAGUAAUGGGGUUGACUUGGCUGGUUCUAGCAGACCCCAUAGAGUUGACGGGGUUAAAGGGUAUGAGAGAUUAGGGUCUGAGAGUGAGUCUUUUGCUGUGUCUGAUAGUAGCGUGGAGGAGAUUGAUGUGGAUGAUUGUAGUGAAGAAGGAGAUGAAUUGGUGGAUUUUGUGGGGAAUGAGAGUUUGAAGUUGAAGAAUAAGGGAAAUUCAAAUAAGGGUUUUGAGGGAAUGGCCAAUGUGGAUGAAAUUAUGCUGGAUGAUAGUGAGGAUGAGGUGGUUAUUUUGGAUGAAGGAGGAGAUUUGGUCGGGGAAGAGAGAGAGGAGGAUGUUAUUUGUAUAGAUGUUGAUGAGGAGAAUGAUAUGAGUGAGAAAGAUGUGACUGAAAGUGGUGAACUGAAUUCUGAUUGGAGGAGGGGUAAUGAUGAACCUGUUUCAUUGAGAAAAGGAAAGGGUGAGACUAAUAGCUUGAACAUAGAUGAGAGGAAGAGUAGUGAGGAUGGGGAUGGUUGUGGUGAUGCUGUGUUUGAUGAUUCAUGUGAUGCUGUUGAUUUAGUAGGGUCUGACUCAUCGUUAGAAUCAUCCUCUUGUGAAGAGGACAAAAAUGAUGAGGAUGAUCAGGAUUAUGAAGUGGAAAAGUUGGAAACUUGUGCUAGUUUGGAGCAAUUGAGUUCGGAUAGUGGGGGUGAAGAGGAGGAAAAAGGGGAAGGUGCUGAGGAAUUUGAGGUUGUGAAGAGAGGGAGUCAUGGGAGGGGGAGGCCAAAAGGAGUUGAUGUUGGGUUGAAGAGGAGGAAGUAUGGAUUGGAAAUUUUGGUUGAUGUAGAGAAUGACGAAGAUAAUUGUGUGGCUCGAAGAACCCGUUCUUGUUUUGUUUCAAAAUUGGGAAAAAAGAAAAUGAAGCUCGGAACUUUAAGUCACCCACUUUGUGUUGAUGAGGAGGAAGUGGAGUCUUCAUCCGGGCAUGAUGAUAGUGAUGAUGUUGCUGAUGAUAUUGGCAGUGGUCGUGUGAAGGCUGGGUCUAAUGAUGAGAAUGAAGAUUAUUUUAGUGAUGGUGAGACUGGUCAUGGUGGUAAGAUAAAAUCUGUGUCUACUAGUGAGAAAUUUAAAACUAACAGAGGCAACAUAGAUGCUUGUGAGAGGAAUUUACAUGGGAAGGAUAAAGGGAAGUUGAAGAUACCAAUCAAGGGAAAUCGCAUCCGUCUGUCAAAAAAUUGUAAUGUUUUGACAAUUCUUGCGGAUUCCAUUUUGGAGAAGGGAGAUCGUUUGGAAGAAUUGGUUUCUUUUAGAGAUGAAAGUAAUCCACCAGUUGCUGAGAUGUCUCUCCCAUUGAAGUUCACUUUUGGAAUUCAGGAGUCGAAUCCACCAGAGAAAUCAGAAGAAGAGAAAGAAAUGGAUAAACUUUGGGCUGAUAUGGAGUUAGCUCUUAGAUCGAGUGAAAUUGGUUAUGUUGAUGCUGCUGAGUCCCCAGGUGGUUGUGAUUGA
Molecule: messenger RNA, 1632 nt
Organism: Quercus robur (English oak)
Lineage: Eukaryota; Viridiplantae; Streptophyta; Magnoliopsida; Fagales; Fagaceae
Exons: 2
Coding region: 46-1632 (528 amino acids)
Source: RefSeq, a predicted model, not a curated record